CGUCGACGUCAGAAGGUCCUUGAAGAUAAGAGGAACUAGCAGGACUCUAACAUUUAUGUUCCCAAGUGUUUGGCAGCAAUGGGCAUCAAGGGACUGCAGAGCUUUGUACAGAAUUCCUGUCUCAAUGUUUGUAGCAUGGUCAGCUUAAGGACUAUGGCCACACGGCACAAAUCUUCUUAUCCCGAUUGUGUUCCCACCAUUGUUGUCGAUGCAAUGGGCUGCCUGCGCUCCUGGUACACACCCAAUGCCUGGAUUCACGGAGGGCAGUGGAAGGAAUACCUCAUCAGCCUGCAGGACUUCAUUGCAGCUUUUCAGAACGCUGGAAUUCGAUUAGUGUUUGUUUUUGAUGGUGUUAUUGAACAAAAAAAACGAGCAGAAUGGGCCAGGCGGCGAAUGCGCGACAGCGUUGAAGUGACCAAAAUUUUUAAUCUUCUUAAGUCCAGUAGGCAGCAGCCUGGUCGCAAUAUGUUCUUUAUCCCAUCAGGAAUCGCCACCUUUACACGAUUUGCCUUAAAGUCUCUUGGUCAGGAAAUAAUUUGCUCACAAGUUGAAGGCGAUUAUGAGAUUGCAGCUUAUGCUCUCAAACACAACUGCCUUGGAAUUUUAGGGGAGGAUAGUGACUAUCUCAUCUUCAACACAGUCCCAUAUUUUUCCAUUAAUAACCUACACUUGGACAGGCUUGUCACUCUCAUGUAUUCCAGGGAAAGCUUCUGUGAAGAAUUGGGCCUUCGUCUAGCUGACCUGCCACUUCUUGCCUGUCUUCUUGGUAAUGACAACGUUCCAGAAAAUAUGGUGGAACAGUUUCACAGGAAAUGUGUUGACACCUAUCGUUCACUAAGCAAUGAACGCAACAAGAAGGCCAAGGUCAUUAGGGCUGUGGCUACUUUUAUUUCUAAGAUACAAUUUCUGCCAUACGGUCUCAAAGAGGUCGAGAAGAUGCUCCCUCCACAUUUUGAUAUGACUUUAUUGGAGAAAGGCGUGCAGUCAUAUGUUCUACCUCAACAAAGUUCUCCUUGGGUAUCCACAACUUCACAGCCCUAUCACAACUGCAGUGAUGAGUCAAGAACAAGCAUAUGUCAGGAUCAGGAGAUUGUACAGAUUGCAUUAAAGGAGCACUACAAAGGAGACAACGUCAUGAUCUGCAAUGUUCUUUGUCUUGGAGAAAGUGACUGUAGUAAUACAUUGGAAGAUGAACAUGACCCUCACAUCCCUUCUCAAGCCCUGGUCUAUAGAAUUGCCCGUCAGCAUAUUUAUGCCCUUCUGCUUGGCACUGGUAAUGAUGCAUGUCCUUUGGUCCAUGAGUGGUAUGCACACAGUGGCAAUAUGCUGGAGAAACCAGAGCUUGUUCCAACAGUUCCACUCUCUAUACCAGGUGGAACGCCAACUGCUCGGGAGCUCUGGCUUUCUAAUGACCCUGAUAUUCAGAGACAGAGAUUCUAUACAUGCAUGGCAUGCUUCCAUGUGGAGAGAUGGACAGAGGGACUUAGAAGCCUGGACAGCGGGCUUGCUGCUACCUGUUGCUUGCUGAUAUAUCUGACAGUUCAGGUAGACAGUUUGACUCUGACAGAUGUAGAAGCAUUUCUCGCUCAAGCCUUGUGCCUUGCAGGGAAAUCUGGAUCACAGCUAAGUAGCUUGCAGCUUCCUUACGUGGAUUCCAGAGCAGUUCAUCUUGCUUUUCUCUUUCUUCGUGGACUGAUUACAUUGAUGGCUUGUAACAGUGCGUGUGGCUACCCCUUUGACAUGAUGACAUUGAUGCCGUGGAACACAUUUGACGGGAAGCUCUUUCAUCAGAAGUACCUGUUGUGUCAUGAACAUAGACCUGUGGAUGUGAUCUUGGAGAAAAGAGAGUCUUUAAUAACUGAGUUCAAGAAAUUGAGGGCAAUAAUCACUGAAGCAUGUGCAGCACAGAAUAGGAUGUUGCAUCCUGGUCCAAAAAGAAGCGGUGGACUCUUACAAGAGAUGUCCAGUGGUUUAUUUGACAGAAAGGAUCUGUCUUAUUCUCAUCCUCAGUAUGGCCAUCAAAGUGAAAGAAAUGAGUGGCAUAAUGUUCACCAUCAGCCAGCACCUAACCAAGGAAGGUAUUUUUCUUCAUACCAUGCCCAUGAUCCAAAUCAGCAAGCAAGGCAUCAAGGACAGCGGUCCAUGAACCCUUCAAAUAAAUAUGACAGCAGAGGAAAUAUGCACCAUUGGGGUCCUGAAUAUGACCGAUUCAAUCCAGGACAAAGAUCUAAGCGCAGAGGUCAGAGAAGAUGAGGACACCAUUUUUCUAACCAGUAAUUGCUAAAUUGUUUAGUCACAAAACUAACAAAGUUAUUGAAGAAGUACUGUAAAGUGUGUGUGUACAUAUGUGCUCAUCGUUUGUCACCUGCACACAUUAUUGGCCAGCCUCUUUGGACAAAACCAUUCUUUGCAAGCAAGAAACCAUACAUCUAUAUGCUCUAAAAAUUAUAGAUAUGUAUAUAUGCAUAGUGCUACUGUAAUUUAUUAGUUAUACAUGGCCCUUGGAAGGAGGAACAGUCAUGAACCAUUCAUAGUGUUAAUUAGUAGUCUCUUUUAAACUGCCAAGCUACGGAAUAUAGCUAAAAUGACGUUUUCCGAGACAUUAAUACUUUGGCUAGGUCAUCAGUAUCUGAUUGGUGGGGACCCCGCCGAUCAGCUGUUUGAGAAGACAUUGGCACUCGCAGUAGCGCCUUCGGCCUUCUCUCA
Messenger RNA from Bufo bufo (common toad), 2706 nucleotides. It is a transcript of the gene FAM120B, whose product is annotated as family with sequence similarity 120B. The record is from RefSeq and is a predicted model, not a curated record. Gene Ontology annotation, cellular component: nucleus. The coding region runs from base 79 to 2253 and encodes 724 amino acids. Lineage: Eukaryota; Metazoa; Chordata; Amphibia; Anura; Bufonidae. The transcript is spliced from 12 exons.